Mizuhopecten yessoensis (Yesso scallop) is the source of this 679-nucleotide messenger RNA. RefSeq lists its product as uncharacterized. The record is from RefSeq and is a predicted model, not a curated record. Lineage: Eukaryota; Metazoa; Mollusca; Bivalvia; Pectinida; Pectinidae. The transcript is spliced from 4 exons. Bases 17 to 679 code for a protein of 220 amino acids.
AGACGACAGUAUCAACAUGAAAAUAACUAUCAUCCACUCUGAUUCAAAGCGGCGAAGUCAAAUACGGUUAAGUGAGAGACAGACGACUGGGCUGUCGACAUUGUUUAAACGAUUUCCAAAGGGAACAGUUAUAAAACGACGUGGCCGAACAAUCGACGUCGGCAAGGAAUGCCAGCUAAAUAAGGUCUUUUCUGACGGCGACGUAGUCGAAGCUGUGUACACUCCCGUAGUCAGGACCAGGAGGCUAUGGAAUGGUGUAGACAAGUCAAGUAACUCGUGCAUGAUCACACUGGACACGGUUGAGCCAAGGGCCAAAAUGGCGUGUGGACAUGCUAUAACACCUCGGGCCCUUUAUGACUAUUGCUGGUAUGAGCUAGAGAAAGGAAAUUCCAAAAUCACGUGUCCUUAUGUCACAAACUUCAAGGGAGAAACAUGCGGAUACAAGUGGAAUAGACAAGCUAUCACACUUUCUGCUGCUAUGUCCAAAACAGAAAAGAUGUUAUUUCAAACUAAGCUCGACAAAAAUCGAAUCAAGCAGCAAGAAACCGAGUCGAAAAAUGUGUACCCUGAUGACGUCAUGAUUUCGCUUCUCCAUAAUUCGCCAAAACUUUAUCCAUUGAAUACUCCCAACAAGGCUCCAGAAAAAGAGAUUGUCAAGCGAGAACCGUAUGUGAGGUGA